AUGGAUGCUCUUCAUGGAGUACUCUUCCGGUACUUGAAGUCAAGAUUCCAAAGAGGAGGGAAGGCUCACGGGAUGGCUACAAUUUUCCUUCAACUAAAGCGAAUGGAUAGGAGUGGGUGGUUGAAAGGUUGGGGCAAUAAGAUGGAGUCCACAGAGUGCCUGAUUGACCACAGAAAUGGCCAGGUAAGAUGGAGUUCACGGGUGCUUACUGCUACAUUUGUAUAA
This is a messenger RNA of Dovyalis caffra, 225 nucleotides long. The record is from the annotation of a GenBank genome assembly. Lineage: Eukaryota; Viridiplantae; Streptophyta; Magnoliopsida; Malpighiales; Salicaceae.